This is a messenger RNA of Zerene cesonia (dogface butterfly), 4756 nucleotides long. It is a transcript of the gene ATPCL, whose product is annotated as probable ATP-citrate synthase subunit 1. The coding region runs from base 241 to 3384 and encodes 1047 amino acids. The record is from RefSeq and is a predicted model, not a curated record. Gene Ontology annotation, cellular component: cytosol. NCBI's taxonomy places the organism in Eukaryota, Metazoa, Arthropoda, Insecta, Lepidoptera, Pieridae. Gene Ontology annotation, biological process: acetyl-CoA biosynthetic process; citrate metabolic process; fatty acid biosynthetic process. Gene Ontology annotation, molecular function: ATP citrate synthase activity. The transcript is spliced from 23 exons.
CGCGCGCGCAGUUUUGCGUGUCAUAUCGCGUCAGUCGUCCGCCCGCAGCCGCAAGCAGCGGUCGUGUCUCGCUCGCGUGUGUUGCGUGAUAUAUAAUAUAUUUAUUUUUUUAACAAAUUGAGGAUUGAGAUAGCGUACGGCGCUCGCGCGGCUUGGUAUAAUAAAUUCAGCGGUCAUAUGACGCGAAAACAUCACAACGAACGACUCUAUUUUGUAUAAACAAACACACAAACAUACAUUAUGUCAUCGAAGGCGAUAUACGAAGCGGCCGGCAAGGAUCUUAUAAAUAGGCACAUAGCUCCCGGCACUGCGCUGGUGCCGUGCAGGUAUGCCGUCUUCGAGCAAGGAACUAUAUGGGAAGACGAGCUGGGAAAGAACCCAUGGUUGACUAAGGAGCAACUGGUCGUCAAGCCGGACCAGCUGAUCAAGCGGCGCGGCAAGCUCGGCCUCGUCGGCGUGAACAAGAACGCGGCGGAGGUGCGCAAGUGGAUCGGCGAGCACUCCGGCAGGGAGCAGCGCGUCGGCGCCGCGGCCGGCAAGCUGCGGCGGUUCGUCGUCGAGCCGUUCGUGAAGCACGAGCCGAGCGAAGAAAUGUACCUCUGCAUCCAGUCCGGAAGGAGGUCGGACACCAUCAUGUUCCAUCAUCAGGGGGGCGUCGAUGUCGGCGACGUGGACGCGUUGGCCGUACGACUCGACGUGCCGGUUGAUACCUUUCCCACUGGUGAGGAAAUUGACCGGGUUCUGCUGAAAAACAUCAAAUCCGCUACUAUUAAGAGGAUACUAACCACAUUCAUACUAUCUCUAUACCGCGUGUUCGUCGAUCUGUACUUCACCUACAUGGAAAUAAACCCCAUCGUGAUAACCGGCGAGAGGUUGUACCUCCUCGACCUGGCGGCGAAGCUGGAUCAAACGGCUGACUUCAUCUGCGCGAAGAACUGGGGCGAGAUCGUGUUCCCGCCGCCGUUCGGCCGGGACGCGUACCCGGAGGAGGCGCAUAUAGCCGAUCUGGACGCGAAGAGCGGCGCCAGCUUGAAGCUGACGGUGCUGAACAAGUCGGGCCGCAUCUGGACGAUGGUCGCCGGCGGCGGCGCGUCCGUCGUGUACACGGACACGGUGUGCGCGCUCGGCGGCGCCGGCGAGCUCGCCAACUACGGCGAGUACUCCGGCGCGCCCACCGAGAGCCAGACGGCCGACUACGCGAAGACGAUAUUCAGCCUCAUGUGCCGGGACCGCCAUCCUAACGGGAAGAUGGUAAAACAUAAUAAGUAUAAUGCUUCGAUCGGCAGGCAAAUGCGCGAGGUCGGGCACCGCCUGCGCAUCCCGAUGUACGUGUUCGGGCCGGAGGCGAACAUGACCGCGAUCGUCGGGCUCGCGCUUGGCCACGCGCCCAUCCCACCCGACCACCAGCUGGACUACGCGCCGAAACAGCUGCCGAAGCCGGAGAAGAGCCCAGCGCCGCAAGUCGAGCUGCCGGAGCUGACGAACCAACUGCUCGACCUGGUCUGCUCGCAGGCGCCGACCAGGAUGGACCUGGGCCAGCAGACGUCCACCUCCAGACCGCUGUUCAGCGAUCGGACCAAGGCGAUUGUGUGGGGCAUGCAGAAUAGGGCCAUACAGGGCAUGCUCGACUUCGACUACAUAUGCCGUCGCGCGGAGCCGUCCGUGGUGGCGAUAGUUUAUCCAUUCACGGCUGACCAUAAACAGAAAUACUAUUUCGGCAACAAGGAAGUUUUUAUACCCGUGUUCUGCGACAUGGAUGUUGCGAUGCGGAAACACCAGGAGGCCACGGUGCUGGUCAACUUUGCGUCUCUCCGAUCGGCUUAUGAUAGCACCAUUCAGGCGAUGCAACACCCGCAAAUAAACACGGUGGUCAUCAUUGCGGAGGGAAUCCCCGAGAACAUGACGAGGAAAAUCAUCAAAUUGGCAGACGCGAGAGGCGUGAACAUAAUCGGUCCAGCUACCGUGGGCGGCAUUAAGCCGGGUUGUUUCAAAAUUGGCAACACAGCCGGUAUGAUCGACAAUAUCAUAGAUAGCAAGCUGUACAGACCUGGCAGCGUUGCGUACGUCUCCCGUUCCGGAGGUAUGAGCAACGAACUGAACAACAUACUGUCGAAGAACGCGGACGGCGUGUGCGAGGGUGUGGCCAUCGGCGGCGACAGAUAUCCCGGGACUACGUUCAUCGAUCACCUGUUGAGAUUCGAGGCGGACCCGAAUGUGAAAAUGCUAGUGCUGUUGGGCGAAGUGGGCGGCGUCGAGGAGUACCACGUGUGCCGGGCGAUACGCGACGGGCUCAUAACCAAGCCGAUGGUCGCCUGGUGCAUCGGCACCUGUUCCGAUAUGUUCACGUCGGAAGUACAGUUCGGCCACGCGGGUUCGCUCGCCGGCUCCGCGCUAGAGAAGGCGGCCGCUAAGAACGCGUCGCUCAAACAGUACGGCGUCACCGUGCCGGCGUCGUUCGACACGCUGGGCGACGCUGUCAGGCAGGUGUACGAGAAACUGGUGAAGGAAGGGAAGAUUAUAGUCAAAGAGGAGGUCGAGCCUCCCAAAGUGCCGAUGGACUACGACUGGGCCCGGAAACUCGGCCUUAUCCGCAAACCGGCGGCGUUCAUAAGCACUAUAUGCGACGAGCGCGGCCAGGAGCUGAGCUACUGCGGCGUGCCCAUCAGCCAGGUGCUCGAGCGGCAGCUGGGCGUCGGCGGCACUAUCAGCUUGCUGUGGUUCCAACGCGAGCUGCCCGAGUGGGCGUGCAAGUUCUUCGAGCUGGUACUGAUAGUGACGGCGGACCACGGGCCGGCGGUGUCGGGCGCGCACAACACCAUGGUCACCGCGCGCGCCGGCAAGGACCUCAUCUCGUCCGUGGUCUCCGGCCUGCUGACCAUCGGCGACCGUUUCGGCGGCGCGCUGGACCGCGCGGCGCUGGACUUCUGCGCCGCGUACGACAAGGGCCAGCACCCGCAGGAGUUCGUCAACGAGAAGCGGGCCAAGGGCGAGCUCAUCAUGGGCAUCGGCCACAGGGUGAAGUCGAUCAACAACCCGGACUCGCGCGUGCGCGAGCUGAAGGCGUACGUGACGGCGCGCUGGCCCGCGUGGCCGGUCACGCGGUACGCGCUCGACGUGGAGGCCAUCACCACGCGCAAGAAGCCCAACCUGAUCCUCAACGUGGACGGCAUCGUCGCCGCCGCCAUGGUCGACCUGUUCCGCCACUGCCAGCUGUUCGCGCAGGAGGAAGGCAACAACUACAUACAAAUGGGUUCGAUCAACGCGCUUUUCGUGCUCGGCAGAACCAUUGGUCUCAUCGGCCACUAUCUGGACCAGAAGAGGAUGAAGCAGCCGCUGUACCGACACCCGUGGGACGACAUCACCUACAUGUCGCCCCUGAACUAGGCCGCUAGAUGGCGCUCACAACAUAAUAAUAUAAAUACGCCGUAGUUGUGACGUUCGCCGGUAGAUGGCGCUGUAAUCAAAAUUAUAUGUAAAAAUAACUUUGUUCUUUGUGGUAAUUUGUUUUUUCGGUAUGAAUCAUAUUAAAUGCUUUCAUUUCAAUUGAAGGCGAAAUGACACGCGUUGGUGAGAACAACCGCUAUUUCAGUGACCUAAUUAAUAAUAAUUGACUUUAAAAAUAAUCCAUUUUUUUUGAACAGCGCCAUCUGUUAGCGGAAAAGUUAGAACAACACAUACUAGUAAAAGAGUUAAAUAUUUUGGGGAAUUUUUAUUAUUAUAAAAUAUACUUAAUUCGCUACAAUUCAAUUCUGAUCUAUAUAACUGUAACAUUUCUAUGUAAAAUUAAUAUGAAAAUAUUGCAUUUUCUAACAUUCCUUGCCCUCUCAUCUUGGCCUCGAACAUUCCUCUUUGAAUUGUAGCGAGUACAGAUAAUUAAGAAUUUACUGACAGAUAAAAAAAAAAUAUUUUUUUAUAGUUGACGUCUCGAUUAUUAUUUUUUUAUAUAGAUAAUAUUGUGGUUAAGUUAAUACACUUGACAUUUUAGUUAUACAUAGAUAAAAAAUAUAAUAACGAAGUAGUUAAAUUUAAGCUAUGUAUGGGAUGGCGGGUUUUGUGUACCUCAAAUUAUAGAACGUUCACUUAUUUAUUGAAAUGAAAAAUUUAUCGGAUAUAGUGCAUACGAAACUUAGUUUUUUAUAUAAAUUUUAAAAUAACAAAAAAUACAUGCACAAAUAUGUUUAGAAAUCGCACUUGGCGUUCUGAUGUAGGCUUAAUGAUAUAAGUACAUAUAUAUGCUUAAAAUAUUAUGAUUCAUAUAAACAAAGUACAUCGAAGCUUUUUUUAUUAUUUUUUCGAAAUGUAACUUCUAUGUUUAAAAAAUAAUAAUAACAGUGACAUUUUAUUUCCCGCUAAAAUUGAUUCAAGUAGUUUGUCCGAAAUAAAUCUUGUAUAACAAGAUAAGAAUUUUCCCUACUUUUAUGUACUUGACACUGGCAAAUAGUUGAAACUUAUUGCCAUUAUGGAAGAAAAAAAAACAACAUAAAAUUAUGACUUUGACAUUUUGCCGCCAAAUGUAAGAAAAAAAAAGUUAUAACGCUUUCAGAUACAUACUUCGAUUCGUAUUUCAAAUAAUCUCAGUAAUGGCCGUCAUUGCAUAAUAGUUAAUUUUAUGUAGAAUGCAUAUGGCGUCGACGUAGUUGUAAGUCGUACCUUGUUUAAUCUUUAAUUUAUUGGUAUAUUUGUGAAAAUGGUUGGUAGGUAUAUGUGUAAAUAUUGGAUUUGUCAAUUUUAUUUGAAUAUAUUUUUAUUUGCUGUA